UAAUAAAUUAAUCAAUGAACGGGUGUCUGUUGUGAUUUCAUGUGUCAUAAAAAUUAUUUAUCAAAAUAAAGUAUUAUUUAUUAGAAUAAGCAGUAUAGGAGUGUAAAUUAGUGAUAAUGUCUCAAGGAAAAGUUGUUUUGAUGGCUUGCGGGAGUUUUAGCCCUCCGACAUACAUGCAUUUACGAAUGUUUGAAAUUGCCCGGGAUUACUUGCAUUCUUCAGGUUUGGCGAGUGUCGUUGGGGGUAUAGUGUCUCCAGUGCACGAUGCGUACGGGAAAAAAGAUCUAGUUGCAGCACAACACAGGAUAGCCAUGUUAAAGCUGGCUCUACGCUCGUCGUCCUGGAUCAAGGUGUCGGAGUGGGAGACGCAGCAGGCCGGCUGGACUAGGACCAGGCUGUCCAUGCAGUACCACCAGGAUACCCUCAACGGCUACAUAUCGUCGCUCUCAUCUCUCGACCCGGAUCCGCCAUCUUGGCUGCCAGACGACGUGCUAAACGUCAACAGCAUCGACGAGCCAGAUAACUUGAUGGACAAGCUACACAACGGGUUGACCAACCGGAUCACGAUCAAGCUGCUGUGUGGAGCGGACCUUUUGGAGUCGUUCGCUACGCCCGGGCUUUGGUCCGACGAGGAUCUGGAGACGAUAGUGGGGCGGCAUGGAUUGGUGGUGGUGUCGCGCGCCGGCAGCGACCCCGGCCGCUUCAUAUACGAGUCCGACAUGCUCUACAAACAUAGGGAUACCCUCAACGGCUACAUAUCAUCGCUCUCAUCUCUCGACCCAGACCCGCCAUCUUGGCUGCCAGAUGACGUGCUAAACGUCAACAGCAUCGACGAGCCGGAUAACCUGAUGGACAAGCUACACAACGGGUUGACCAACCGGAUCACGAUCAAGCUGCUGUGUGGAGCGGACCUUUUGGAGUCGUUCGCUACGCCCGGGCUUUGGUCCGACGAAGAUCUGGAGACGAUAGUGGGUCGGCAUGGAUUGGUGGUGGUGUCGCGCGCCGGCAGCGACCCCGGCCGGUUCAUAUACGAGUCCGACAUGCUCUACAAACACAGGAAUAACGUUACCCUAGUGACGAACUACAUAGCCAACGAAGUGAGCUCGACGGUCAUCCGCCGUCUAGUCCGCCGCGGGGAAAGCGCCAAGUACUUGACCGACGACGGUGUUCUUGGCUACGUACGUCGACACAGUCUAUAUGGAGCCACACCGCAUGACACUGAGUACAACCUAAUCAACGAUCUACUCGCGAAAUACGACAAGCGGUCGCCUCAAGACGUUCUAAUGGCCUCCCCCGAAGAAACCAGCUUCAAAAACAUCUUAAUAUCCAUCCGUGAUAAACCAACUAUAGUCGACGAAACGAUCACAGUCAAAAGGGCUCGGAAGACCAACUUCCUCAUGCCCAACUCCCACACAGAUUCAGUCAGCCCAGUAUUAGAUACUAUAAAACCCAAAAUGGCGUACAUCGACAAAGUUCCCGCGAGCUAUGUGCCAGGGAAAGCUGUCAAAAUCGUCAGCGAUGCUACACAACACGCUAUCAAGGACGAAAAGGUAAGUUUAGAGCCAACUUAUAGGUCUUUAGACAGCUAUCUGUCAAAGGACGACGCUGAUUUUGACAUUUACAAACGUCGAGUCAGCGAAAGCAACGUGGAAAAAAAUUUAAACAUCGAUAACGUUAUCAAGAAGCGAUGCUCAUCAACAAUAAGAAAACUGCGGCCAGAAGAUAUGAAAAAGAGUAAAUCUGAAGUGAGUAAACUAUGCGAUAAGGUAAAGAGCAUCAAACUUAAAGAUAGAGACUCGGGUAGAAAUUACAAAACUAGGAGUUGCAAUGAUAUUGUAAGGUUGAUUCUCACUAAACACGGCAUUCAUGUCAUAAGUGAUACUGAAGCUAUUGUUUAGACGUAGCUGAGCAUAGUAAAGCCUUGAUCACACGUACCGAGUAAACGGGCGAGACAGUAAAA
Messenger RNA from Ostrinia furnacalis (Asian corn borer), 1960 nucleotides. It is a transcript of the gene Nmnat, whose product is annotated as nicotinamide mononucleotide adenylyltransferase. The transcript has 10 exons. NCBI's taxonomy places the organism in Eukaryota, Metazoa, Arthropoda, Insecta, Lepidoptera, Crambidae. Gene Ontology annotation, biological process: NAD+ biosynthetic process. The coding region runs from base 117 to 1898 and encodes 593 amino acids. Gene Ontology annotation, molecular function: nicotinate-nucleotide adenylyltransferase activity; nicotinamide-nucleotide adenylyltransferase activity. The record is from RefSeq and is a predicted model, not a curated record.